UUUCUGUGCUAACUGCACAGUUAACAUUAUGAAGCAAAUGUAGUCUACCCCGUGACAUCACUAGGCUAACACGGAAGUUCCGCCCUGUACAGUCAUCUUCAAUGGUGUGCCGACAGAUAGGGAAAUCACAUCUGGAAAAAACGCCUCUAUGGCUGAAAAAUAUUCCUCUACCACCCUCGCGAAAUACCUUGAUGGAGAAUUCUGGGAAGUUAAGGAUCAAAUUAGGAGAGAAAUCUCCAUCUGUGAAUUGUUUCAAUCAAACAGUUACGACCUCACUCUGGACGAGACAAGGGACUUGACAGUCGAGAGACUCCACUACUUUUUAAAACUGCCACUGAUACGAAGCCAGCUCAUAGACCAGGUAAAGGAAGAUGGCCAGAGGGGCUUUCUGGCUAAAAGCCUGGGAAUCACAGAGCUUCUGUGCUCUGCAGAUAUGGCAACUGGAGUAAAGUUGGGUGUCGUUUGUGGACUAUAUGGGGGUGCCGUCACCAACCUAGGGAGCUCAGUGCAAAAGGAGCGGUGGUACUUACCUGUGUCGGAGCUGAAGUUUACUGGGAUGUUUGCCAUGACCGAGAGAGGGCACGGGAGCAAUGUCCGUGGAAUCCUGACUGAAGCCCAUUAUCAACCUUCCACUCAGGAGUUCAUCAUCCACACACCAUGCGAGGAUGCUCAGAAGAUGUACAUUGGCAAUUCAAUGAAGGGAAACUUUGCCGCUGUGUUUGCUCAGCUUACUGUAAAUGGAGAGUCUCAAGGUCCGCACUGUUUCGUGGUCCCCAUCCGAGAUGAGGACAAGACCAUGCACCCUGGAGUCACCGCUAUUGACAUGAAGCACAAGGAAGGCCUUCAUGGAGUUGACAAUGGGAUACUGAUAUUCAACAAAGUUAGGAUACCACGGGAAAACCUUCUUAACAAGUUUGGUACAGUUUCUGAGGAUGGAGUGUACUCCUCUCCGAUUCAGAGCAAGAGCAGACGCUUCAACGCCAUGCUGGCGGCUCUGACACCCACGCGCCUCGGCCUCACUGUCCAGGCCAUGGCAGCCAUGAAGUUGGGGCUCAUCAUUGCAGUACGCUACAGUCACAGUCGGAGACAGUUUGGGCCCAAGGACCAGGAUGAGGUGAAGAUCAUCGAGCACCAGACCCAGUACCUGAGACUCAUGCCACACCUGGCCGCUGCCCUGGCGCUCACCUUCACCACCAGUGUGUGUAUACAUGUCUCUCUCUGUGUGUGUGUGUGUGUGUGUGUGUGUGUGUGUAGGUAUGCAGCACGGCUGAUAGACGAUGCCCUGUUUGCGGGUCAGGACCUUCAGAGUGAUCGCUCCCUGCAGGCUCUAGUGGCCGGCCUGAAGGCCUACAGCACCUGGGAAAACUUGGCAUGCCUUCAGGAGUGCCGCGAGUGCACAGGGGGCAUGGGCUUUAUGAUGGAGAACAGGAUCCCAGCUCUGAAGUGCGACUCCGAUGUCUUUGUGACAUUUGAAGGAGACAAUGUGGUCAUGCUACAGGUGGUGGUGCGUGAGCUGCUCAGCCAGUACACCAAGCAGCUAGGCAACAACGUUGUGGCCGGCCUCAUCAGAACCUGGACCAGUUCCGCCUCAGACAGCCUCAGAACCAGUUUCCUUGGCUUCAAUGUGGAUAAAGUGGGUGAUCUGAGUUUCCUGCUGAAAGCUGUAAGCUAUCGGGAGAGAGUGCUGCAAAGAAGCUUGGCUACCAGGCUCUAUAAUAAGGUUGAGAAGAACAAAGACGAGUUUUUCGGGGCUUGGAACUCCUGUCUCCAUCAUGUCACCGGCCUGGCCUUGGCUCAUAUUCAUCGAGUGACAUUGGAGCAGUUUGCACUGGCUAUUCAAGAAUGCCAGGUUGCAGAAGACCACGCCUUGCUCACAAAAUUCUGCCUCUUGCACGGCACUGGUUUGGUGUACCAGGAGAGGGCUUGGUACCUGGAGCAUAAGUACUUGACCCCAAGCACUAGCAGACAGAUCCGCACCCAGCUGUUGGAGCUCUGCAAGUCUGUCAAGGAUGUGGCCUUGAAGGUGGUGUCGGACUUCAACAUCCCGGCGUGCUGCAUUCAGGCUCCGAUCGCUGGAGUGGCCAACCCGAGGGCCGAAUGGGCCUUCUAUUCCCAGCCGCAGAUUCCGUCAGCACAGAAAAUACUCUCGAAGCUCUGAGGCCGGCCAGAGUGGACGAGGGAAACCAACUAACUCACUACUAAUGUAUGACUGUCCAAACUGGACAUGCGAACAGGCCUACAUAUGUGGAAUUUUAACAUCUGUAAAGAUAGACUUUGUAUUAUGCCUCCGUUACCUUGUAAGACACCACGUGUGGAGUUAAUUAUAUAUUAAGUCAA
Alosa alosa (allis shad) is the source of this 2337-nucleotide messenger RNA. RefSeq names its product acyl-CoA oxidase-like (gene acoxl). Lineage: Eukaryota; Metazoa; Chordata; Actinopteri; Clupeiformes; Clupeidae. The record is from RefSeq and is a predicted model, not a curated record. Bases 149 to 2158 code for a protein of 669 amino acids. The transcript has 19 exons. Gene Ontology annotation, cellular component: peroxisome. Gene Ontology annotation, molecular function: FAD binding; fatty acid binding; acyl-CoA oxidase activity. Gene Ontology annotation, biological process: fatty acid beta-oxidation using acyl-CoA oxidase; lipid homeostasis.